Setaria italica (foxtail millet) is the source of this 1904-nucleotide messenger RNA. RefSeq names its product ETHYLENE INSENSITIVE 3-like 5 protein. Gene Ontology annotation, cellular component: nucleus. The record is from RefSeq and is a predicted model, not a curated record. Gene Ontology annotation, molecular function: DNA-binding transcription factor activity; DNA binding. The transcript has a single exon. The coding region runs from base 142 to 1722 and encodes 526 amino acids. NCBI's taxonomy places the organism in Eukaryota, Viridiplantae, Streptophyta, Magnoliopsida, Poales, Poaceae.
CCGGGACCUUUUUAGGCGGGGCUCGAUGGAGUCGUCCCCAGUGCCCCACCACCUUUCUCCAUCAACAGUCAUCACUACUUCCGAUCCCACUGCAAGCAUCACUACACAGUACACAGUCGCCACGCGCGCACAUUUGAGGCCAUGGAGAACUGCGAGAGCAUCGAUUACUAUCAGAAGCCUUCUUCUCAUGCUGCCAGCAAACCAACCACCAUGGACAAAGCCUUCACCGAGGACAAGGGCAAGGUCGAUGACCAUGCCGCCGGGCAGGAGCCGGAGAGCCAGGAUGAGUUCUUCAGCGACUCCGAGUCGGGGUCCGAGUCCAUCGAGAUCGCCAACCUCAAGAAGCGCAUGUGGAAGGACCAGCUGCUGCUCAUGAAGCUCGAGGGCCGCUCCGGCCGCGACCGCCCCCACCCCGACGCCGGCCAGGGCCAGCAGCAGCAGCAGCCCGGCGCCGACCACUGGGACCAGGCCCUGACCAAGGAGAAGGAGGAGACGCCCCAGGCGCGGUACCGGCGCAAGGCGAUGCUCCGGGCGCAGGACGGCGUGAUCCGGCACAUGCUCAAGAUGAUGGAGGCCUGCAACGCGCGCGGGUUCGUGUACGGCGUCGUGGACGAGACCGGCGUGCCCGUGUCCGGCUCCUCCGACAGCCUCCGCGGCUGGUGGAAGGACGACGUCGGCUUCGACAAGGCCGGGCCACUGGCGCUCCUGUCCGGCGUCCACCAGGCGGCGGGUGACCCCGGGAGCCCCAUGGCGGCGUCGUUCCUCCACGGCCUCCACGACAUCCAGGACAGCACGCUGGGCUCUCUGCUGUCGGCGCUCAUCCAACACUGCGAGCCCCCGCAGCGGAGCUUCCCGCUGGACCGGGGCCUGGCGCCGCCGUGGUGGCCGACGGGGCAGGAGACCUGGUGGGGGUCGCAGGGCGAGGCCCAGGCGCACCAGGGCCCACCGCCGUACCGGAAGCCCCACGACCUGAAGAAGGCUUGGAAGAUCUCGCUGCUGAGCGCGGUGAUCAAGCACCUCAGCCCGCGCUUCGACCAGAUGCGCAAGCUCGUGUGGCAGUCCAAGCGGCUGCAGCACAAGAUGAGCGCCAGGGACGCCGAGACCUGGUCCAAGGUCAUCACCCAGGAGGAGGCGCUCGAUCGCCACGCGCAGCGCGCCCUGCAGAUCACGCCGCUCGAGGAGGACGAGGACGAUGACGGCGGGCCCGACGCCGGUGACGUCGAUUCCCCGCUAGCGGCGGCGCACCACGUCGACAAGCGCAAGCGCAAGGUCGGCCGCGAGGGCGACAGCAACGCGGGCGGCGGCGGCGGCGGCGUCGACGUCGGCAAGGCGUUGCUGGCGCUGCCGGACAUAGAUUGUGUCCCCGAUGCGGACCGCAGCUCGAUCGACGAGCUCAUGAGGCUCUAUUACCGAUGCCUGCAGGGGACCGAGGACGACGGCGAGCACGACGUCAAGGGCGCGGUGGCAGUCGUCAGGGACGGCGGGCAGCACAGCGGCGGUGGCGCAGUCGACGAGGCCGCGCCGGUGGCGCACCGCGACAUGUUCCUCCACGGUUCGCAGCAGCACGGCGGCGGUGCUGUCGUCCCUCAUCAGGCCGCGGCGAACGACGCGUCGUCGGUGCACGAACACGACAUGCUCCGCAGCAUGCUGGGAGUCGCUGAUGUCGUGGACAUGAGCGACUUCCUGAACAGCCCGAUCUGGCAGUGGGGGGUUUACGACUGACUAGAGUGGUGAGUUAGCUAGAACGACACGGUAAGGGCUAGGUGGAGUGCUAUGUUAAUUACUUACGCCUGUUUAAUUAUUUCCUCAAGUUCUUUUAAUUUUAUUCCGGUGAGCGAUAAGCAAGCUAAGUUUGUUUGGAAUUCUGUCUUCAUUCUCCAAGAUGAAGGAAGAAACUUCUGUCA